Cyanistes caeruleus (blue tit) is the source of this 1456-nucleotide messenger RNA. NCBI's taxonomy places the organism in Eukaryota, Metazoa, Chordata, Aves, Passeriformes, Paridae. The record is from RefSeq and is a predicted model, not a curated record.
AAUCCAUUUCAGUAAAUGAUUUUUUUUUCUUCUAGCUCUGCUGAAGUGAGCCCAGGUGAUGAAAUCCUGACACUGCUACAGACAACAUCCAUUGAUUUGAAGGAAUUAGAGAGAGAAGCAGCUUGUCUUCCUGCAGAGGAUGAUGACAGCUGGCUGGAUAUUACACCAGAUGCUCUGGAUCAGAUGCUGAAGGAGGCAAGAAAUGAGUCCCUUCCUUCCACAAAUGAGGAAGAGGAAAAAUAUGACUUGGAAACAGUUGCUGAGAGCAUGAAGGCUUUUGUGUCCAAAGUGUCCACGCAUGAGGGAGCAGAAAUGCCAUGGGCAUCUGAUGAAUCCCAUGUUACCUUUGACGUGGAUUCUUUUACGAAAGCACUGGACAGAAUUUUAGGGGCAGACUCGGAGGAGCUGGAUUCUGAUGAUCUGGAUGAAGAGGAGGAGUUUGAUUUCUCAGAUGGGGAUGAUGAAGACCUGGAUGCUGGAAACCAAAGGCAGGAGCAGAAGGUGUCUCCUGAGGAGCUCCUGGGCAGUCUCAGGUCGUACAUGAAUGAGAUGGACCGUGAGCUGGCACAGACCAACGUUGGGAAAAGUUUCACCAAAAAGAGAGGGGCAAGUUCUGCUGAAGCAGCCACAUCUGAGAGUGCUGGCCCUGGUUCUGGAGCUGAGGAUGCUGAGCUGGCACCUGUGGAUGUGGACAUGAACCUGGUGGCAAACCUGCUGGAGUCCUACAGUGCCCAGGCUGGGCUGGCAGGACCCACCUCGAACAUUUUACAGAGCAUGGGGGUGAAUUUACCUGAGAACACAGAUCUCGCUGGCUCGAGCAGCCGAGCAGAGCAGUGAGAGACUUUGGACAAGACGUGGCUGGCGGGGAAAUGAAGCACAGGUGGAUGAGCAGGAUGUGGAAGAGGAGGCCAAAGGUUUUAAUUUCCAGCAUUCUGUUCAUUCUGUGUCACUUCAGCAAAGUGAAUUUACCUGCAAAAGCCUUCUGUUUGGACCCUGUCUUGGAUGGAAAUGAGAUUUUCCCAGUGCUAACACAUUUUCAGAAAACUGAAAAAUGAUGUGACUCGAAUGAAACUUCUAUUACAAAACCUCUCUUCCAUUUUUCCAAUCAGUGAUCCAGUUUGUCACAUUUCUAAAAUGUCCUUUUACACACUGCUAAGUGGUUUCAGUAUCUGGGAAGCAGUUCUUGUUCUGAAAAUGCUGCUGCCUUCAGGGGGAGGUGGGGAAGUACCACGUUACAGGAAGAGUCUCAUGGAUUUGGGAACACUGGUUAAAUGUUGGGCAGACAUUUAAUCCUUCCCAAAAGCACCAUGCUGCACUGUAAGAACCUCUGACAAUUGCUCUAGGAGCCUGUUCCUUAUUAAGCACGAGGAUUUGAAGAGUAAUUGGAUCAAAUAUGUAAAUAUUGGCCAGAAGUAUUUUUAAAAUUUAUUUCAAUAAAAACAGAAAUACAACUUGA